AUGUCGCAGGCACUGCUGCUGCCCAUCCUGCGCCGCCUGCCCACGCCAGGCCGGAGCCUCGCCAGCGCGGUGCCCCCGCCAGAGGCGCCGGAGCCCUGGAACAGCUCGGGCGGUGCGGCCGGUGCCCCCGCGCCGCUCGCGGGUGGCUACCGGGAGCGGCUGCAGGCGCAGGGGCAGCAGGCGAUGCAGCGCUCGGGGAGGCCAGACGCUGCGGCUGCGGCCGCGCCCGCCACCGCCCCGCCAGUCGCCCCGCCGGUCGCGCCGCCGGUGUCGCCCCUGGGCAUGGUCUCGCCGCAGGCCGCUGCGUGGGGAGCCGCGCAGAUGCAGCAGCUGCAGCAGAUGCAGCAGCUGCAGCAGCUGCAGCGCUGGCUCGGAGCCACGGCGGGCAUGCCGCUGCCCCAGCCGCUCCAGCCGCCGUCCCCUUGUGGCUUGCCGAUGCCUGGGUGCAGCAUGCCGCAGGCGAGCCUGAUGGGUAGCUGCGGGCCCGUGCCGCCCUCGCCGCUGGCGCAGUGCGGGGUGCAGCAGCUGCCGCACGUGCCAGGGACGCCUGUCGCCGCCAGCGCCCCGCCGCUCACCCCGUCGCUCGCGGGGGGGCAGACGCCCCAGGAGCUGCUCGCGUCGGUCAUGCCGAACGCCUUGGGCAUGGACAGGACGGAGAUCGAGUCGCAGCUGCUGGCGGCCGCCAACCAGAUCGAGUCCUACGACGACUGA
Prorocentrum cordatum is the source of this 711-nucleotide messenger RNA. The record is from the annotation of a GenBank genome assembly. Lineage: Eukaryota; Dinophyceae; Prorocentrales; Prorocentraceae.